This is a messenger RNA of Xyrichtys novacula (pearly razorfish), 7003 nucleotides long. The record is from the annotation of a GenBank genome assembly. Lineage: Eukaryota; Metazoa; Chordata; Actinopteri; Labriformes; Labridae.
AUGGCAGAAGCCGACAAGCUGAACAUCGACUCCAUCAUACAGCGUCUGCUGGAAGGUAAGGCUCGAUAUUUAUUCACCGGGGGGAGCCAUUUUAGCCGAGAGAGGCUAGACGACGACGGCUACCUGAGCGCUGCUAGAUACCAUUGAAGCCCCACAAUCUGGUUUAGAAACGCUGUUAGCCGCCACUAUUGUUUGGAUAGUAGCCUCUGUUUUACUGCAAAGUUCCAUCUGAAACACAUUUCUGCGUUUGAUAAUUUUUCAACCAUUUAAAUACAAAUCUGAGUUCACGUAAACAUUAGUCAUUUUGAGAAAUUACGUCGUUCAGUUGGAAGGAUCAUUUUAAAAGGGGUCAGAUUUAACGAUCUGAACCACAUAUAGUAUUGAUCUUGUUUUUUGUAACCAAAAUGGGGUUUCUGUAGUUUCUCAAGCUAUGAUGUGAAUGCGAUUUUGGCGGUCAUUUAAUUUGGCUAAACUAUAGAUAAAACUGUAACGCGGUAGAAGUAAUAUACUUUGUAAACCUGUGUUUUUAAAGAUGAUUAAUACAUACCAAGUGUUUUCCAAGAAGUAAACUCAUAACCGAUAAAGAUGGGGAACAAAUAUGUGGAGUAGAUAGAAAAGCAGAAUUGAUUACCACAGUAAAAUAAUCAGCAGUUCACUACAAUAAUAGAAGUAAUAAUCAUACAGGUAAAGUGCUAAAACAGCAAAGCAUCUGAGCACCUUAAAUUGUUUGUUUAUUUAUUAUUCCAUCUAUCUGUAUUCAUUUUAUAUAUUUAGUGUACAUAUUGUACAUACUUCUUGUAUUUAAUUUUAUUAUGUGUUUUUAUUGCUGCUGUUACAUGGCAAUUUCCCAGUUUGAGAUUAUCUAUCUAUCUAUCUAUCUAUCUAAAGGGGAAAUAAAAGUAGGAAGGCUAUGAAAGCAUGCAGCCAUUAAAAGCAGAAAAGCAAUCAUUUUGUCCAACCAUGAGACACUGGGUGGGUAGCAUGAGAUGUCCUUCUGCAAAAUAUGUGGUUAGAAGCUCACAGAGCAAACAUUGUGCUGAUACUUAGAUAGGAAAAAUAUGAGAUGUGCAAUUAAUUCUGUUUUUUAUCACCAUGUGAUGUAUCUAUUUACAUGCAUAGGGUUGCAAAAAUAGAGUUGUUAAGAAGUUUUCACUGACCCAGUAACCAAGAAUUAUGCCGUAACUUGACCUUUUAGCAUUUCUUUUUACAAGUAGACAGUUAAAAGAUUUAUAGCCCUGUUUUUACAAUGGGAGACCACGAGGCUGGAAGAUUUGAGCACAGAAAAUGAGAAUUCUGUUCUGCACAUUUUACCUUACUAUACAAAAAGCGAUUGUUAUAAUUUCAGUGUAAACUCAAGUGCACAAUUUUGAAUGGUGUUGCUCUGUCGUUCAACUCAAUAGCAUGGGCUUAAAAGGUAAACACUGCUGUUAAAUGUCCCCUGUUUCCACUGUGCUGUUUAUCACUGUUGCUUCACUCUCCCCUCACAGUAAAAGGCUCCAGACCGGGUAAAAAUGUUCAGCUGACAGAGAAUGAAAUCCGUGGCCUCUGCCUCAAAUCCCGAGAGAUCUUCCUCAGCCAGCCAAUCCUGCUCGAACUUGAGGCGCCCCUCAAGAUUUGUGGUGAGGCUUAGUUGUGUUCUUUAGAGUCGAGGGAAUUUGCAUGUGAGGUCACACAGCAUUUACCAACACUCUUAGACUGCUAUCUUAGCUGUUUAUGCUAUUAUGAAGAUACUUAUGUUGACAAUCUGCUUUAACUCCUCAUUACUAGAUUCCAAACUACAGGUAAUGUUUUGUUUGUAAAGCAGUCUUAGUCAAAGGAAACAGUGCUUAAAUCCAGAGGACAGUACAGUGCGUGGCUGUGACCUUGCCACAUAAUUACACAGCUAUAUGAAUACACUGAUAAGAUGGGCUCUCCGCUGCAGCGCUGGUGCGCUCUUCAAAUCUCCCUGGAGUCGUCAUCCGGGGUCAUUCUGUUGAUGCCAUUGAAAGAGAACUGCAGCAGUGAAGGACCAGCCUGCAUAUUUCAAGAACAUACUAUGUUGACUCUGCAGCUAAAACCAGCAGUGUCCUCACACUACACACACACACGCGCUUGCCCAUUCACCCCUUUGUCUCAGUUGCAAGAACAAGUGGAGCAAAGCCGUCCUAACAUUGUUUAUUUAUAGACAUAUUUGACCGAUCGUGGUAUGAAAUGCUGUUUGUUUGCAGGCGCCAAGUGUUGUUGUACCUCUAUGCAAGUCACACUCCUUUUUGUUGUGCACAUACACACUACAUCAUAAUCACACUUACAACUAACACACUGCACAUUUCACCAGGUGAUGUUCAUGGGCAAUACUAUGAUCUGCUGAGGCUGUUUGAGUAUGGGGGGUUCCCACCAGAGAGCAACUAUCUGUUCCUGGGAGACUACGUCGACAGAGGCAAGCAGUCCCUGGAAACCAUCUGCUUGUUGCUGGCUUACAAGAUCAAAUACCCCGAAAACUUCUUUCUGCUGAGAGGAAACCACGAAUGCGCCUCAAUUAACAGAAUAUAUGGCUUCUACGAUGAGUGUAAGUCACACGGCAAGCAUGCAGAUACACACAUAAAUGUCAACAUUAUCAGCUGUAUGUUAAAAUUGUGUGCACAAGCAUCUUAGGGUUAGGGUCGUAUGAAUACGCUAGUGCAGUAGUUUUCAUUCGGAUAUGUAGAAAGUGGUGGAAAAUAAACAGAUUUGUUUGUUAACAAGCACUAUUGCUAAUAGUCAUCAAAUGUGCUUUAUUCGCUUUUAUUUAAUGAUGACAAAUGAACUGCUCAACUCCCCAGUCGAAUCAUCUAUUCUGCAAAGUCACUGGCUGAAGUUUACUGGCACUACUCCUUUGUAGUGUCAUAUGAUCAUGUUACAGAUUUGUGGAGAUGGUCUUCAUUUUCCAACAAAAAUGGUGACAUUGUAUUUUAGUGACUACCAAAACAACUGUCAGAAAGAGUUGCUCUUUAAACCUAAUGGGAAAGUUGGCCUAUAAGUAGUAACAAAAGGCCACAACACAGAUAACCUCCUACAGCAUGCUCGGAGCUAAAGAGCAUGAUCAGGCAGCAGUGAUUAAUCACAUGCCGUUCUGUGCUAUUCACAGAGUCAGGAUUAUGUAAAAUGUUUCAAAUAUGAUGCAAAGGGUGCAGCUGCAAGGACUUAAUUGGUCUCAAGAUAAGAUUGCGACUAAGUAUCUGCUUGUUUGCUCCAACAGGUAAGAGGCGAUACAACAUUAAGCUGUGGAAGACCUUCACCGACUGCUUUAACUGUUUGCCUGUUGCAGCCAUUGUUGAUGAGAAGAUCUUCUGUUGCCAUGGAGGUAUCCUCAUCAAACAGUUCAUUUGGCUUCCAUCCAACUGCACACACACACGCAAACACAAAUACACAAACUCGUCCCUGCACUGUUGGUACUGUCAACAUGGUGGUCAAAGACCUGCAGGACUGUGCCGAAGCUUGAUUUCUUGUUGGACCUUAUGUUUACAUUCUUGGCCUGUUCAGCAACCUUGUUAGAAUUCUAAAUGCUUUAUUGCUGACAAGUAGUAAUACAGUAAUGUUUUUUAUUUAUUUUUUACCAGUUUUCCAGUAAGUGUACGGCCAAAAGGAGAAAAUAAAAUAGAUUCCAAUCCUUUAGGCAGUGUGACACAGACAGCUAUGUCUAUGAAACCCACAACACAAAUCAUGUUAUCAGGCGCUUAUACCUGAAGGCGAAAACAACCUCACUGUUAAUAGCACAAAUUAUAUAAGACAGAAAACACUGAAAGGACAUUGUGUCAUUUUUAGAGUUUUUCACCCCCCUUGUUCAAAACAUUGAUAUAAUCAGAGUUUAUGUCAGCGAGUACCUAGUAACCGUCUGCUAGUGUCACCUCGAGUCCUUCAGUGGAUAAAGAGUGUGGUGAAAUAAAAUGCUAAACGUAAAUGACCACAUGGGCCUGAAUUAAAGAUGUUUUUCCCCUUUUAAAAUACAUGUGAAAUAGUCAUCAGACGGGUUCUCGGCUUUUAAGUGCCAACAUAUACACUCAGCCCUGUUUUGGAAUGCUUGAUAGUUGGUAUGUUGGAAAAACGGCAAGACAUUGGAUGCUGCCAGACAGUCAAAUUUGCUCAACAAACAAGUUUUAACUAUGAAACCAAGGCACAUUGCCAAACCUCAGCUUCUGUCUGAGAAAGGGUGUUAGAGAAGUGAUGGCAUACUGACAAAUGGAGGAUGACGGAGGACGAUUAACAAUCAACUGGUAGUGUGAUGUGCACGGAUCUACUGGAAACAGGCAUAGCAUUGAUCAGCAUUACAGUUUUUCCCACAAGUUAAUCCAGAUGAAGUCUGGAGAAAUUACACUUUACUCAGUGAGGAGAGGAAUGAGGAAAACUCUCGUUCCUCAGCUAGCUUUAUAAAUUGGAAAGAAAUUAAAACAACAAUAAAAACCAACGUCCUCUUUACUGUCACUGUUACAGUAUGACAUACAGUGUCUACCCCAGGACGGGACUUUGUGGCAGUAUGUGAUUUUUGGGCGGUUGGGGGCUGUAUGUUGAGUGACUCAGAGAGUGUCGGGUGGGGGUGGGGGGUUAUUGAUCGCCUACGAUAACUUACUCAGUGCGCAUGCACUCUGCAGUGCUGCGCCUGUGUGCGCCGUAUAUACUGAUAAAUAUGAGUCUAAGGUAGCGCCAUGUAAAAAAAAAAAAACAGUUUUAAGCUGUGGCGGCUUUUAUUAAGCUGUGGCGGUGCACCACGAUCAACUGCAUGUAGAGGAGACCCUAACAUGCAUUACAACAAUAAAUAAAACAAAGCUUUAUAGCCCUACAUGCCUGGAAACACUGGUAAACUAUUAUCUAUACAUGAGCCACUCAAUGUGCAGCAAGUUGGCAUUGUAUCAUCUGCUAGUGAUUGAUUUAAAUGACGAAGUAAAAUAGAAAUUUCAAAUUUAAACUUAAUUUGAUGGAUCAUAGCUCUAGUGUUUGUGUUUUACUGCAGGGAAAUGUCAGUAAUUAGGUGUAUGGCUGUUUUCAGCUUGUUUUUCUGAAAGGCCAGAAUACUUGAAGUUUACUAGCUAAAUUGGCUGACAAAAAGCUUACCCUAAACUUUGACUGUGAUAUUGUUAAUAUUGAUGCAACACUUCAUACCCCUUUGAUUAGGAUUGAUCCUUGCUGUGCAUUAUUUUGACAGUACUGAUUGAUAAAAGUGAAAAAAAGCAUCCAAAGCCUCUUGAAAACAAUAUUACAGAUCAUAAAUCAAUAUUUUUUCUGCUAACAAAUAACUGUACAUGACUUUACAGGCCUAUCCCCCGACCUCCAGUCUAUGGAGCAGGUGCGAAGGGUCAUGCGCCCCACAGACGUGCCUGACCAAGGCCUCCUCUGCGACCUGCUGUGGGCCGACCCAGACAAAGAUGUGCUGGGCUGGGGCGAGAACGACCGCGGUGUGUCCUUCACUUUUGGUGCUGACGUGGUCACAAAGUUCCUACACAAACACGACAUGGACCUCAUUUGUCGGGCCCAUCAGGUCAGUGUACAACCCUGAUUGUUAGGUGAGAGAUGUGUGAGCAGCAGGGAGGAGAAGCAGAAGAGAGAAUCAGAACAGGCAGAUAAGUUAACACAAGUGCUAGCCUUUUUUCUCACUUCUAACUCAUCAUUUUCAGGGGUUUUUCAUUUGGUUUUUGUUUGUGUUCGAUUAUUCUGUAUCUGUCUUUCUUUUCAAAAGCUCCUCUUAUAUUUGUUACAAGGUUAGCAAACAGGCUUGUCAAGCUUUACAGAUUAUUUGAAGGAAAGCGAAGACGAACAGUUGAUUUUUAUGGCUAGCCCCUGACUUCUUCAGCACGGUGGGAUUUCAGCUCAGUUUUGCUGGUUACUAGGUAGGCAGACAAAGUGCUAGAUAUGUCUUAAAGUUGGAUUUUAAAACACUGUUUUCAUACAAUCAUUCUUACAUCCGCACUCCUUACAGUUUGUUAACCUGUGAACUGUUUCCAGGUGGUGGAGGAUGGAUAUGAGUUCUUUGCAAAGAGGCAGCUGGUGACGCUGUUCUCUGCCCCAAACUACUGCGGCGAGUUUGACAACGCUGGAGCCAUGAUGAGUGUAGACGAGACUCUCAUGUGCUCAUUCCAGGUAAGAAAAACCCGACCUCUCCGAAAAUUCACUCUAAUAAUGCUGACUCUACAUAUUCAAAACAUUUGAAAGAGGGAAAAAAAGCUUUCUAGUAGCUAUUCAAUGUGAAUAUCAGUAUGAAACCGCAACACAAAGUUUCAUUGAGGAAAUAAUCUGUGAAAAGAAACGAGAAUGGAUUGUCGGGAUAACAGCGAUCAGGAGACAGCAUCAGUGACGCUCAGAUUGGUGGAAGCAUGUUGUGUCGAGCUCUCUUGCUUUAGGAGAGAGAAAAAGGAAUGGGAGUAGCUUGAGGUUAAGGAUGAUAGGGUUGGUUAAGCAGUUAAAUUGUUCCGACGUUUGCACUUUUGGUCCCGCCGUCCAGAGGAGGGUGCAAAUUGAUCCAGAUCUAAUCAUGUAGCACUUCUUCUGAAACCAAAUCCUCUUUGAACCACAGCAGCCGCUUCAACCGUUAAGUAUAUUAUUGCUGUGAACAACAAAGAUGGUAGUUUCACGGCAGGGCCUGAUUAACAAUGCAGGGUUCCUACACAAGAAUGGAAAUAAAUUUGAUCAAUUUCCAAAAAAGUAUUGAAACAUAUUUAUGUUUUUAGACUCUAACCAUAGUUCUAAAAUAAUGUUUUCUAAAACAGAAAAAGAGGUAUUUCCAAUAAUAAUUCCAAAAAGUAGGGUAUGGAAAAGUAUUGAAAUCCAAACUGUUUAGGAACCCUGAUAAUAGCAUCGCACCAGUGCAUUUAUUUCAUAUGGUUUCAGAGGAGAUUUUUAUUUUGUAUUUGAACAGCUCUUAAAAAAGUCCUGCUAAUGCAUUUAUUUUGUCUUCUUUUGACAGAUUCUCAAGCCUGCAGACAAGAAGCUGUUUUAUGGUGGCGGGGGCAUGGGCUCAGGCCGCCCAGUCACUCCCCCAAGGAAAGCUAAGAAAUGA